Pectinophora gossypiella (pink bollworm) is the source of this 7138-nucleotide messenger RNA. RefSeq lists its product as uncharacterized. The coding region runs from base 3320 to 4129 and encodes 269 amino acids. Lineage: Eukaryota; Metazoa; Arthropoda; Insecta; Lepidoptera; Gelechiidae. The transcript has 2 exons. The record is from RefSeq and is a predicted model, not a curated record.
UCUUAAUUAUGGAAGGUUUAUCUAAUCUACACUGUUUUUUGGAACUAAAAAGUAGUGGUAGUUUAAAAAAUAGCAAAGUGUUGUUUAAUAUGUUGAAGACCGUGUGGCCAGAACAUAUAUUGAAAGUCACUGUAAAGAUUUGAAAAUAUUUUGCUCCAAAUAUUGUUAUAACCUUCAAAAAAGGUUCCAAAAAGCUGGAUCGAAAAGAUCGCAGAUUUUUUGAAAAAUAAUUCAGAGUGGUUGGAUUUAGAAGUUAAAUGACCAGAGUUUAUAAUAAAAUCAACUUGUAAUACGACAAGUCAAGAUUUCAGUGAAACAAGCACUUCUUUUAUAUCACCUGAGAAGUCUGUUUCAACGAGACGAGACCUACGAAGUCUAUUGGAACUUCUACUCUUAAAUCGUAAUUGUUAUGAAUAAAAAUAAUUUUAUUCACGCGUCCUGGGCUAUAUCGCGAUCUUUUCGCAGUUACGGUAAGUCCAGCAAUGGAAAACACCCUCUCACUGGGUGUGCUGGUAGCUGGAAUUGCGAGAAUAGCCCUUGCAAGUCCAGUUAGAAGAGGAAAAGCUUCUUUUUUCCCCCUCCAGUAUUGUAAAAUGUCUUCAUUUACGACAUCGCUUGCAGUAGUUGCUGUCAAGUAGCGCCAGCACUCCUGAUCAGCUUCGCUACAUUCAAGAUUUACGUUUACGCUGGAUGUGGUGCUGCUGCUGUGUUUGCGUGUUAAUUUUGCCAAUAAAGAAUCAUCGGCAGAGCUAGUACUAAGUCAGCAGAAACCACGGUCGCGGAUACUCUUGAAACUUCAAUAUCUUUUUUUAUGUACUCAGCGAGAAAUGCAGCACGUGUACUAUUCUUUUGUUCCAAGUACGUAUCUAUUUGAGUCAGGCUUAUAAACCGAGGAUCCAACAGCGCCGCAACUACAACUUUCUCAGUGAUUGGGAAUCUUUUUUCUAACUUUGCCAGCAUUUUGUUCUUGAGCUGAACCAUUACAAGCGUUUCUUCAUCUGUCACUGAAUUAAGGAUAUCCCUGAUUUCCAGAUUAAACACCAGUGCUAAAUUCAGUGAAGCUGUCUUCUGUGUUGAUAACAUUUCUACGACUUCACGGAAUUUGCGUAGAAAUCUGACAAGAUCUUCUAAUAUGUUCCACUCCCUUUCUCUCUUUCCUAUCUCUGACAGCAUAAAUUAUUAACUGGUUCUCUGUUACAAAAAUGUGCCAAACUUUCUAGCAUAGCUAGCACACUAUGCCAACGAGUUGGUGAAGAAGUUUUGAUAGUCGGCACAUGAUUUAUGUUACCGAAUUCAUCGCUGAUGGCGAUUCGCAAACCAAAUAUGGUUCGGGCUCUUCAUUAACAAUUGGCUGAUUUUCAUCCAUUUCUAAAUGGUUUGAUACUUCUUCCAUAGAUUGUAAAACUUUUAGUUGUUCUUCUUUAGCAGAACGUUCUAACUCUGGUAAACGAUAGCGAACCGUCAUGACUAUCUUUUUGCAUUUUUUGACCAAUGAUGAUAAUUCGGGUACACUGUCAAUUCCAUCUACAGUCACCAGGUUAUGUAAACCAUGGCUUAAGCACAAAUGGGAGUCUAGAUCCGCAAGUCGAAUCGCUCGUUGGACAUUUGAUCCAGCAUCAGUCACAGGGUGGAGCUUUAUUCCUUGAAGUCCAAAGCACUCUUUUGCGUCGUUCAACAUCCCAUUUAUUUUUUCUCCGGAUUUUUUCCCCUCGACGAGUUUAGUGCACAAAGUAAAAAACUUGAGCUUCAAACCUAUAACAGAAUUAUAAUUAUGUAUGUAUUAAUAUUUAUUAUUAACAAUGAAAAACAGUAUCUAGCUAUCUUUAAAUAUUGACAUAUUUCAUUAAUAACACCUCUUGAUCGUUUGAUCUUGAAUGUGCUCAAUAUUAAUUCAUUGUGAAAUAAUUACAAAAACUACGUGAACAUAAAACUGGAUUCGCAAUAAAGACGAGGCAAGCUAUCGAGCGUAGAUAGAUAAAAAAAAAAUAAGGAAGUAUUAUGAUUAUGACUUACCAGCUGUUAACAACACAGCAAAUCUUAAAUAAUCAAAUUGAAAUUUUUCAUUAAACAAAAACCUACAAUAAAUUAUUUUAAACAAUAAAAAAUCUAAUAAAAUCAAACAUGUAAAGUCUUUUGAAGCAUUGAUUUAAAUGUUUUUGGAUCUGCCGACUGUGUUCAUCACGGUUAUCAGCGCUAUAGCCAGCUGAAGUGGAUGCUCCUUUCUGUGUUUUUUUUUAUAGAAAUCUUACGAAUGUGUUCAAGGUCAUUUACUAACCCGGUUGUGUUUGAGCCCUUAGUGGAAAUCUUUUUGGGACAUUUAAGGCAUUGUGCAAGUCCUUCCUUAGGAGUUUUAGUAAAAUAUUUCCAUACUUUAGACUUUUCCGUUUUGCCAUUUAUUUAUCUGAAAAAAAGAAAGUGUUGAAGCUGAAAUGGAAAGCACUGAGCUAAUUUUAUUAGAGAGGUUGCAGAUAAUAAAAAAAACUAUGAUCAUAAUUGUGUCGUGCGUGACAAAGCAUUAUUGUAUUGUGCUUGAUUAUUUUAUUUUGAUAUUUUACAAUUUACAUACCUAACGGAAAUUCUCCUUAAACAAGUAGGUACUUAUACUACGCAGAUGAAAUCGCGGGCAGAAGCGACUAACUUGUAUUGAUUCCUACAAUGUUAUUAUAGCCGUACCUUUACGUGCAUUGUCUUGAGUCAAUCAAAACAAAUGCAAAGGUUAAUUGCUCAUUGAAAAGUAAAUAAAAACAAAAUAUUACUUAGUAGGUCUGCUGGCUGUAUUUAGUAACCUCCUGCAAUGACUUGUCUAAAAGUCCACGCUAAUGAUAUUGACAUUAUAAGUAGGCUACAGGCCACAGGCCACGGGAUAAAUAUGUAGAAAUAAAUCAGUGCAACCAUUAUAAACAAAUCAAUAUCAUGAAUUAAAUUUUUGCUGCUCGUGUCUGAAUAGCUUCUUCUAAGUCGUUAAUGUAUGGGUUUGAUGUUAACUCUAUUGUUUUCUGUAUCCCUCGUUUUCUCGUAUUUACCGGUUGCUGUUGCAGUUUCAGUGUUGAAAGGACAUGUCCUUUCAUCAAUACAAAAACUGCAACUGCAGAGAAAUUAACCAUACCAAUUCAUGAUUCUCUAGAAGUUAAAGCACCAUAAUUGAUUAUCUUUAAAGUAGACAGAGGAGGUUGCACGGCUGGAGGCCGCCAAUACUCAGCUGACGAAAGAGGUUGACGAUCUGCGCCGUGACUUAAAAGAGUUGCGGCAGCGGCCAGCCCCGUCACAGGAGUCAAGCCUCCAAAAGCUGCUGGAGGAUGCGGCUCGCGCCAAUGCCGAGAUGUUUGGCAAUAUGCUGAACGCUCGGCUGGCCGGAAUUGAGGACCGCCUUCUCCCAGAGCCUCGUCAAAGACCCCCGCUCGCAGCGGAUGGUAAAGUUGCCAGAGCAGACCCUGCUCAUAAAGAAACAGCAGGAGCCCUGGUUGCUUUUACUGGCAGCAGUGCCGCACCUGUGACCAGGCCAAACACAGCCCAGCUGGUCAGGAAGGUCGCCAAGGAGGCUAUCAGCAAUAGUCAGGCUCUCAUUAACCCCCCUGCGGGGAGGAAGGGCAAAAAGAGGGAGAGCAGCCUGGCUGCCAAGGAGGCUGCAGAGAUGCGGAAUCAGCCUGCUCCCGCGCCUGAAGAGGUCCCGUGGACCGUCGUCGUUGGCCGAAAGGCCAAGAUUAAGGCGAGCCAGGCAAAGGAGUUGCAAAAGUCCCGACCCGCGGUGCCAGCCCAACAAGCUCCGAAGAAGGCCAAACUCCGGGUGCCUAGCACGGCGGUGGUCACACUGACCUUGGUGGUACUGGGAGUAGAGGAGAGAGGCGUCACAUACGCAUCCAUCCUCUCUGACGCAAAGCAGCGCGUUCGCCUCGCGGACCUCGGGAUUAGCAGCAUGAGGUUCCGCAGGGCAGCGACGGGUGCGCGCCUGCUUGAAAUAGGAGGGGAGGACUCGGCGGCGAAGGCGGACUCGCUAGCAAAGAAGCUGCGAGAAGUCCUCAGCCCUGACGCGGUCAAAGUUGUCCGUCCAGUGAAGUGCGCGGAAAUCCGCGUCACAGGACUGGACGACUCGGUUGACGCAGCUCGGCUGUAUCUAUCUUCAUCUGUGUGAAUCUGUUUUGUAUGUUGUGUGCAAUAAAGUAUAUUUGAUUGAUUGAUUGAUUGAUUGACGCCAUCGAUGUGGUUGACGCAGUAGCCCAGGAAGGAGGACGCUCGGCCGGCGAUAUCAGGCAUGGGAGGAUCGUCGUUGGCCCGAGAGGUGACGGUUCCCUCUGGCUCAGCUGCCCGAUCGCGGCCGCCAAGAAAGUGACUGACUCUGGCCGGGUGCUGGUUGGGUAGACCUCGGCCAGGGUGAGGCUCCUCGUGCCCAGGCCAACGCGGUGUUACCGCUGCUUAGAGUCGGGACAUCUGGGUGCUAAAUGCUCUUGUGAGGUUGACCGCAGCAAGCUCUGCUUCCGCUGCGGUCAACCGGACCACAAGGCGCAGAACUGCAGCGCCGAGCCGCAUUGCCCCAUUUGUGAGACGGCGGGCAAACAAGCAGCCCAUUCCAUUGGCAGCAAUGGAUGAAUCUCUGCUGCCAAAAAGCCCACGGCCCCGAAGGCGGGAAAAAGCGCGCCGCUGUCAAGAUCUCAGCGGCGACGCAAGGCCAAAAAAGCCAAGAAGGAGUGGAUGGAUACCAACCCAUAAAUGGCAUCCAUCCGUUUCCUGCAGGCCCAUAUCAACCACUCCGCCAGGGCACAGGACCUUUUGGCCCAAACCAUGGCGGAGUGGCUGAUACACGUGGCUGUGGUUGCUGAGCCAUACGUGGUCCCUACCCGAGAUGACUGGGUAAGCGACGGCGGCAACUCUGUGGCCAUCUUCGCCCCUGCCGCUAGUGGCUCCCCCCCCUUCGAUAAGGUAGCGAAGGGUAGGGGAUGCGUGCUGGCUGUCGUUGGCGGAGUUGCAGUUGGCCCCUCGCCGACUUCGAAGGGGCCCUCGCGGAAGUCGGUGCGCUAAUUGCGCAAACCUCCUCUCUUCCUGUGAUCCGCGGAGGACUUCAACGCCAAAUCCGUGGCUUGGGGAUCGCCCGCGACGGACGCGAGGGGAGAGGAGCUAGAAGACUGGGCGGUGACUUCGGGCCUGGUGAUUUUGAACAGGGGCACCAAUAACACCUGUGUCCGCCAGCAGGGGGGGUCAAUCGUGGACCUCACGUUCGCAACCCCCUCCAUGGCCCGGAGAGUUCAAGGGUGGAAGGUGGAGGUAGACGUGGAGACAUUGUCGGAUCACCGAUAUAUCCGGUUCGAUGUCUCUACGUCUGCCCCCACAACGGUGCCAGUGACUCGCUCCUCUAUUGAGGAGGGCCCUCGCUGGGUGCUGGGUCGACUGGACCGUGAGCUGGCCGAGGAGGCGGCCAUUGUGGAGGGCUGGGUGGUGGACGCCGGCCCACCCGGGGACGUGGAUGCGGGAGCGGAGCUGCUCGGCGCAUCGCUUACGAAUGUAUGCGAUGCGUCGAUGCUUAGAGCCAGACCGCUUCCCCCACGUCGGCGGGUGUACUGAUGGCGCACUGAGCUGCACCAACUGCGCCAAACCUGCGUCGCUGCGCGCCGCUGCUAUACGAGAUGCCGAAGGCGCCGCAUCCGUGACAGGCCUCUGGAGGUUGCCCUGUACAACGAGUACAGGACCGCCUGUAGUGCCCUCCAGACAGCCAUAUCACGGGCUAAACAGGAGUCCUGGGAGGAGUGGCUUGCCAUCCUAGACCGGGACCCCUGGGGCAGACCCUACCGGGCAGUGAGGCGGAAGCUCCGGCCCUGGGCUCCGCCACUCACCACGACUCUCGAACCCCAGUUGGUUGAGAGCGUGGUGCAAACACUAUUCCCGAGUCGGGCAGGGUCUGCCCGGCCGGUGGUCGCCACGGAGGAGGAGGAGGUGUUGCCCGUGUCCGAGGUGGAGUUGCGGUACGCCGCGGCGAAACUCCGCCUCAAAAAGACCGCCCCUGGGCUGGACGGCGUGCCGGGACGGGUGCUAGCCCUGGCACUAUCGGAGCUGGGGAGCCAUGUUCGGGCCCUAUUCACCGAAUGUCUGGUGCAGGGUCGUUUCCCCAGCUCUUGGAAGGAGGGCAAGCUGGUCCUUCUUCGGAAGGAUGGGCGUCCAGCUGACCGGCCGUCCGCUUACCGACCCAUCGUGCUGCUCGGCGAGAUGAGCAAGCUCUUUGAGCGUGUGCUCGUUCACCGUCUCGCCGUAAGUGGGGGCGAUUCGGCCAGUCCUUCGGAACUGGAUCGAGUGCCCCGGCGCAUCCACCUACCACCUCACGCAGAUCCUCACCGGGCAUGGGUGCUUUGGUGAGUAUCUGUUUGGGGUGGUCAGCAGGGAGCCAAACGCCGAAUGCCACCACUGUGUGGGCGGCAUAGUGGACACGGCACGACACACGCGCGAGGAGUGCCCCGCUUGGGCGGUCCCUCGCGCUGCCGUGUCCACAGAAAUAGGGGCUGACCUCUCGCUGCCGGCCAUGGUUAGGGCCAUGAGCGGCAGCGAGCAGGCCUGGAGAGCGGUCGCCACCUUCGGAAGCGGCGGAGAGGGAGCGGGAAGACGCUGUCGACUCGCUCCCGAUUCGCCGCAGGCGACCGGGAUGGUGGCGACGGGCGUACUUGGUCGCCAUCGACCAAGCGCCGCCUUGACGGGGACCUGUGGACGGUGGUCGGGGGACCGCCGUCCACAACAUAGGUCUCGUGCUGUAGGGCUCCCCAAGUGUUCCGGGCAGCCCUCGGCGGAGGGGUAGGCGCUUGACGCGCUCCCAUGGGCGCUGGGCCCCAAAGGGCAUCCGCCGGCGCGGACGCGGUUGUGUGCAAUUGCGUUCCCGUAUCCCCGCCACAGGGCGGCAAGGAGGAACACCGUUGGGUUUUAGUGGGUAUACCGGGUGGCGACACCCGGGGAGUCCCACAUAACCACGUCGUCGUCCCCGGGCGGCGUGGUAUGCGUAAUGCAUUUCCCAAUUAUCUUUAAAGUACUGUCUUCUGAUCAAGAAUCGGAAGAUACGACGUUCGAAAUUGACUGAAUUGUGAACUUUGCAUGUACAAUGUUCGAUCAUAAAACUAUUUUUAAGAAUGUUAUGUUUGUUAUUUUUUAAUAAAUUUAUUUUCAUUUA